CCUCAGUUCAGAUAGAUACUCAAAGUCCCGAAAUUCCAUAGAUUUAUCCAAUCUACGUCGAAGUUAGAAAAUGGCGGAAGGUAUAGAUUUCUCGGAAGCUUUAAUAAACGAAGUCAGAACGUGUCCGUGGCUUUACGAUAUUCGGCGAGCCGAUUACAAAGACAACAUUAAAAAAAAUAAUUCUUGGACGGAGAUUUCCAAGAAACUAAACGUCGAAGAAUCAUUAGUGAAGAAAAGGUGGCAGAAUAUCCGCGACCAAUAUAGACGAAAAAAUAAAGAGGAGAAUCUUCCUAGUGGUUCUGGAGGUCGCAAGAGACAACAAUGGGCAUAUUUUAAUAUGCUCUCGUUUCUGCGACCAGGCAUUGAACAAAUAAACACAAUAAGUAAUUUUGUUGAGGAAAAGGAAUCUUCCCAAAAUCACAUAAAUCUGGGAGAAGCAAAUACAGGAAAUAAUUCAGGUUUGUUUUAAAUAUAUCCUCUUACUUGACAAUAUUAAGAAAUUAAUGUUUGAUUCUACAGUUUCUAGUAAUUAAAAAUUUAAUAAUCCCACAAUAGAUAUCAUACAGAGUAUGGUAAAAAUUAGUUUUAGGAAAUAAAUGUGUACCUAGACAAAUGAUGUAAAAUUAAAUU
This is a messenger RNA of Centruroides sculpturatus (bark scorpion), 630 nucleotides long. RefSeq names its product transcription factor Adf-1-like. Lineage: Eukaryota; Metazoa; Arthropoda; Arachnida; Scorpiones; Buthidae. The coding region runs from base 71 to 469 and encodes 132 amino acids. Gene Ontology annotation, cellular component: transcription regulator complex; nucleus. The record is from RefSeq and is a predicted model, not a curated record. The transcript is spliced from 4 exons. Gene Ontology annotation, biological process: regulation of transcription by RNA polymerase II.